Molecule: messenger RNA, 903 nt
Organism: Cucumis sativus (cucumber)
Lineage: Eukaryota; Viridiplantae; Streptophyta; Magnoliopsida; Cucurbitales; Cucurbitaceae
Product: heterodimeric geranylgeranyl pyrophosphate synthase small subunit, chloroplastic
Exons: 1
Coding region: 1-903 (300 amino acids)
Molecular function (GO): prenyltransferase activity
Source: RefSeq, a predicted model, not a curated record
AUGGCGAUCUCUCUCAAUCUUCUUCAACUUCAACCAAAUCUAGCACGCCCCAAGUUCUUCCAAACAAACUCCCUCCCACCGAUGCCUUAUGUCAGACUUCCCCCGAGGUCCGCCGCCGUCAUGUCGCAGAUCACUCCCUCCUACUGGGCCGCCAUAAACGAAGAUAUCGAGGAUCAUCUCCGGCGGGUCAUUCCGGUCAAGGACCCAGUGGCGGUGUAUGAACCCUUGGGACAUUUCAUCUUCUCUGCCCCACGAAACUCCGCUCCUGCACUUUGUAUCGCCGCCUGCGAGCUCGUCGGCGGUCACCGUGAUCAGGCGAUGGCGGCGGCUACUGCGAUCCAACUCAUCUACGCUGCAACGUGCACUCAUGAAUACCCUCCACUGACGGCGCGUGGAAAACGCGCCUCCGUUGUUGACCGUGUGUACGGAUCCAACGUCCAGUUGAUGACUGGCGACGGAAUAACUCCGAUGGGGUUCGAGAUUUUGGCGGAAUCUUGCGACUGGAGCGAGAGGGGGUCGGAGCGGGUUAGACGAGUGAUGGUGGAAGUGGCACGAGCGAUGGGGACGGAGGGGUGGAUUGGGGGGCAAUUCAGGGGACUGGAGGAGGAGGCAACGGUGGAGGAAGUGAUAGAGAAGACGGAAGGUGGGUUACACGCGUGUGGGGGCGCGUGUGGAGCUAUAAUGGGAGGUGGAAAUGAAGAGGAAAUAGAAAAGAUGAGGAAAUAUGGGAAAUUGGUGGGGAUUGUUAAAGGAUUAACACAAAUUGUGUUUGGAGGGAAGGAAAAUGAGAGAAAGAGAGAGAAAAUUGAAGAGUUGAAGGUUUUGGCUUUCAAGGAAUUGGAAGGAUUCAAUGGAGAAAUGGUUCCUCAAAUUUACGGCUUCCUUGAUUUUGUGCGACUUUAG